Molecule: messenger RNA, 2585 nt
Organism: Loxodonta africana (African savanna elephant)
Lineage: Eukaryota; Metazoa; Chordata; Mammalia; Proboscidea; Elephantidae
Gene: FOXF1
Product: forkhead box F1
Exons: 2
Coding region: 80-1219 (379 amino acids)
Biological process (GO): regulation of transcription by RNA polymerase II; animal organ morphogenesis
Cellular component (GO): nucleus
Molecular function (GO): DNA-binding transcription factor activity, RNA polymerase II-specific; RNA polymerase II cis-regulatory region sequence-specific DNA binding
Source: RefSeq, a predicted model, not a curated record
UCCUCCUCCUCCUCCUCCUCCCGGCUCGCCGGCGGCGCAGAGCAGCGGCGGCAGCGGCGGCGGCGGCAGCAGCCACCCGAUGUCUUCGGCGCCCGAGAAGCAGCAGCCACCGCACGGCGGCGGCGUUGGCGGCGGCGGGGGAGGCGGCGCGGCCAUGGACCCCGCGUCGUCCGGCCCCUCCAAGGCCAAGAAGACGAACGCCGGCAUCCGGCGCCCGGAGAAGCCGCCCUACUCGUACAUCGCGCUUAUCGUCAUGGCCAUCCAGAGCUCGCCCACGAAACGCCUGACGCUCAGCGAGAUCUACCAGUUCCUGCAGAGUCGCUUCCCCUUCUUCCGCGGAUCCUACCAGGGCUGGAAGAACUCAGUGCGCCACAACCUCUCGCUCAACGAAUGCUUCAUCAAGCUGCCCAAGGGCCUCGGGCGGCCGGGCAAGGGCCACUACUGGACCAUCGACCCGGCCAGCGAGUUCAUGUUCGAGGAGGGCUCCUUUCGGCGGCGGCCGCGCGGCUUCCGAAGGAAAUGCCAGGCGCUUAAGCCUAUGUACAGCAUGAUGAACGGGCUCGGCUUCAACCACCUCCCGGACACCUACGGCUUCCAGGGCUCAGCCAGCGGCCUCUCGUGCCCACCCAACAGCCUGGCGCUUGAGGGUGGCCUGGGCAUGAUGAACGGCCACUUGCCUGGCAAUGUGGACGGCAUGGCCUUGCCCAGCCACUCGGUGCCCCACCUGCCCGCCAACGGCGGCCACUCGUACAUGGGCAGCUGCGGCGGUGCGGCGGCCGGCGAGUACCCGCACCACGACGGCUCGGUGCCCGCCUCCCCACUGCUGCCCGCCGCCGCCGGCGGCGUCAUGGAGCCGCACGCCGUCUACUCGGGCUCAGCGGCCGCUUGGCCGCCGUCGGCCUCUGCAGCACUCAACAGCGGCGCCUCCUACAUCAAGCAGCAGCCCCUGUCCCCCUGCAACCCUGCGGCCAACCCCCUAUCCGGCAGCCUUUCCACACACUCCCUGGACCAGCCCUACCUGCACCAGAACAGCCACAACGCCCCGGCUGAGCUGCAAGGCAUCCCGCGGUAUCACUCGCAGUCGCCCAGCAUGUGUGACCGAAAGGAGUUCGUCUUCUCCUUCAACGCUAUGGCAUCCUCGUCCAUGCACUCGGCCGGCGGCGGCUCCUACUACCACCAGCAGGUCACCUACCAAGACAUCAAGCCGUGCGUGAUGUGAGGCCGCGCGGCCCGCGGCACCCGCCCGGCCCGGGCCGGCCGGCGCAGGGACCUAGGAACCGAUCGCAAGAAACUGCUUUAUUCUCGAGGUAUAACCGUCAGCAGAAGAAAAGGGUUUGACUCCCUCCGCAACCGGAUUAUUUGUAAAGGAAACCUCAACGCAAAGACCCGGCGCUGCGGUGGGCACCUCCUCCCCACCCGCUCAAAAAUUAGGGGAAAAACUGGUGGUGGUGCGGGUCUGGUCCGACUGCAGCUGUGGGUAAAUAAAUACCUGGUUUUGAUCCUCUUGAGACCGGCUGAGAAGGUGCUGUGUUGGGGGAAAUCCCUCGAAAUCAAACCGAGAAUUCUGCUGAGGUCUCCCCCUUCCCCCUCCAGUGGCAAAACUGCGGGAGAAAUUUUAGAAGAAAGCAAACACGUGAGACCAGUCAUUAUCAAAUACCUUUAUUUUUUGGUUGAGUAUUUAUCUUUUAAUUUUUAAUUUUUUUUUGAAAGAAUGUCUCAGAAUGCGCAAGCUUGUCUCUCUUUAGAGCCGUUUCGGGGAGGAGAUCGCGAUCCAUUGCAGCCUCCCUCCCCACCUCCAAGGUCGCCUCCGUUCAACCACAGGUGGAUCUUUUUGCCAACAACUUCCAUUUCUGAAGCCACUGUUCCUCUUAAAGGAAAUAGAAGGAGCGGCUCUCGGGGCCUUCGUCAUCCCUUCCGCCUUCCUCUCCUUCCCUCUUUCCUGCAGUCUUGUUUUGCUUUGAAUUUCACUUUGUCUUUUUCCGUGGAUAUUUUCCUCUCCUCCCUCAGUAGCCCCGGCUGUCUCCCCAUCUCUGCUGUAAACUUUCUGGUCCGAGAAUGAGGCGAACGCAGUGUGAUGUGGGGGACUGGGAAGGCCCGGUGACUGUGUGGAUUCAGGAUUGCGGUGACGCAGAAAGGUUAAGGCACUUUUUAAAACUAUAGCAAGGCUCAUCCUGUUAUUUAUUCUACUUUCUUUCCCUAAUAAUCGAAACACCGCAUAGGCUCCUCUGUUUAUCAGUAUUAAUGGUGUAACUUUGUUGGCAAUAUUUGCCAUGUAGAAUUUUUUUUUUUAGAUAUCCAUUGUAAAUUUGAAAAAGUCCGAUUUGUGUAAAAACAAAUUUCCAUAUGUUUUAUAUAAAUAUAUAUAUUAUGAAGGACUACCCCCUUUUUUUAGUACUCUGGCUGCUGGUGUGCAGCGUUUGUGACACGUAUUUUAAAUUCCCUUAUGCACUGUAUAAAAUGAUCAUUUGAGGACGUUUUGCCUUUUGUGUAUUUUUUUCCUAAAAAAAGAACAAAAAUAAAAAUGUAUAACAUUUGUACAUGGUCUUUAAAAUUGUAUCAAGUAGAAAUAAAAGCACAGAGUCUUU